Molecule: messenger RNA, 6016 nt
Organism: Hippoglossus stenolepis (Pacific halibut)
Lineage: Eukaryota; Metazoa; Chordata; Actinopteri; Pleuronectiformes; Pleuronectidae
Gene: amigo1
Product: adhesion molecule with Ig-like domain 1
Exons: 2
Coding region: 669-2207 (512 amino acids)
Biological process (GO): brain development
Molecular function (GO): protein binding
Source: RefSeq, a predicted model, not a curated record
GGACACAGCAUCCGGCCUGUGAGCAGCACAUGCAGUCAGCUGCUCAUGCUCAAUGAUCUCCAUGGCUGCUGCUGCUGCUGCUGAUGCUGAUGAUGAUGCUGAUGCUGAUGCUGAUGCUGAGCAGGACCCGCUCCAAACGCAGUCUGAGACGGACGCGGCGGCACCGUCUGCACACGGAGCGAUAAGAUCCACUGAAAUCAAACAGAGCGGCUUCAGUAGUCAGAAGUGCGUAGAGUCGUCUGCUCUUACGUGAUCUUUUUUUUUCUUUUGCGUAAUUUUGCACCGGGUAUUGGAUGCUGCGUCCGCGUGGACCGGGAUUAUUUUGGUGAGGAUCUCUCUCUCUCUCUCUCUCUCUCUCUCUCUCUCUCUCUCUCUCUCCCUCUCCCUCUCCCUCUCUCUCCCUCUCUCUCUCUGUAGCGCGCUCUCCUCCACCCUGCAUCCAGACACGGACUGAGCCAGACGGGAACCAUCUGUGUGCAGCGACACUGUAAACAGACGAGGAGCUGUUUUCAUGAAAGACAACAUCUCUGCUGCUGCUGCUGCUGCUGCUGCUCGCUGGAGGAAGCCUUCAAUCAGCGAUGCCUGGGAACCCACCAGCUGCUCCUCCAUGCUGUUUUCUGAGAAUGGAAUUGUAGUAGACCUCUCCAGGAUUUAGAUCAACUGCUAGCAUGUUGCAGCCUUCCACCAGAGCAGGUGGCAGCCUGUUGGAAACGUUACCUCACUGGAGUAAGCGACCGAAAUGGGCCCCCUUCCUCACCCUCUGUGUGGCUCUUCUCUGGCCUCCAGGGGCAGAGGCGUCGACCCUAAACUGCCAUAAGACAUGCAUCUGUGCCUCCAACAUAGUCAGCUGCUCCAAGAUGAAUUUGACCACUGUCCCCAUUGUCAUACCGCACUACACUGGCGUACUGGAUCUCAGCUACAAUGAGAUCGCACGGCUGCGAUCCGAGUGGACCCCAGUCAAGCUCCCAAAGCUCCACAACCUCCUCCUCAGCCACAACGGCCUCCAAUUCUUGUCUUCAGAGGCGUUCGUGAAUGUGAAGAACCUGCGCUACUUGGACCUGUCCUCCAACAACUUGCGGCAGCUGGAGGAGUUCAUCUUUGAGCCCUUGGUCAACCUGGAGGUCCUGCUACUGUACCAUAACCAAAUUUCCCAGAUUGACCGCACAGCCUUUACUGGCAUGAUCAACCUUCAGAAGCUCUACCUUAGCCAGAACCAAAUCUCCCGCUUCCCCCUGGAGCUAGUGAAGGAGAAGUCCCGCCUGGAGAAGCUGAGCCUCCUGGACGUGUCCUCCAACAAGAUCAAGAUGUUGCCCAUUGAUGAGGUCCAGGUGCUGCCUGCUUGGAUUAGAAAUGGCCUCUAUUUCCACAAUAACCCUCUGCUGUGUCACUGUGAUCUGUACACACUCCUAGCACAUUGGUACCUUCGAAAACUCAACUCCGCUGUGGACUUCAGAGAUGACUACACGUGUAUUCUGCCUGGUCUGCAAAAAACACAAGUAGGUGUUUUUGACCUCAGCGGCAACGAUAUGAACUGCAGCACAUUCAAGGAGGCGGAUGAAGAAGCUUUCCUGGAGCAAACGCUCACCCUGGGAUGUGACACCAAACACAGGGACAUGUUAAAGACCUGGAAAAUGCCCGGCAAUGUGCCGGUGUCACCUGGAAGCAACCAGACAGCCAAAGUCUUGCAGGAUGGACGUCUGCAGAUUAGUCCGGUGAGGUCUGAGGACGCUGGGACCUACACAUGCUUUGCGACGAGCGAGGCCUUCAAUGAGACGAUCUAUGUGGUGCUGAAGGUUCACAACUUCACCAUGCAUGGGGGCGGGGAGUCCCUGAACACAGCAUAUACCACCUUGGUGGGCUGCCUGGCCAGCGUAGUGCUGGUGCUCAUGUACCUUUACCUGACGCCGUGUCGCUGCUUCUGCUGCCCCAACAAGGGUAAGACUCGGGGUGAGGACAGCAUCCACUCCUCCAUGCUCAGUGUGUCACCGAGCCACGAGGACCCGGAACUCAAAGCUGAGCUGAACAGGCACGUGGCUUUCAUAGACUCAAAGGACUUGCAGGGCCAGAACGGAAAGUUGAACCCAAAUGGGAAUGAGGACGACGACGAUCUGGAUGCAGAGGUUGGUUCUCUAAUGAAGGGGAAGCGGAAGAAGUCGGUAGCAGAGUCCAUUAGCUCCGUCUUUUCAAACACUCCCAUGGUGGUCUGAGACGAAGUGGCGGAUUCCACAUGACUGGAUGUAUAUGGUACAACAUGAGCCAUGUUUUAGCUAUUGUAAACUGUGACUGACCUUGUGGGAGAAAACGGACCAUGGGUGUUAUUCUGUAGUUGCUGACAAGUGGAAAUGAGGAUCUCAAAGGGAGUAAAAAACAAACUGUCCUGUUGUUGACAGUGAGGACAAUAAGCAGGACUUUUUCCAGCAUUUCAAUCUGUAGCACUUAAUAUUCAUACUGUGAAGGUCACGUCAACUACUGAUCAGCACUCAGGAAGUGAUACAUUAAAUUGCUAAAGUGAAGGAAAUGCGUCGGAUACAUGCACAGAUUGAAAUUAGCUCACAUAUCGUAUAUAUACUGAAACCGUGGCUGGCUCAUAAUCAUAUUUAUUACUAGAAUAGAUCAUCUUACGUAAACAUUAGGUCAUAGGCUCAUUUACCCCUUCUGAAUCGAUGCAGGGACACAGACUUAGAUAGACGGCUGUCACCAGGCUAUGAAAGCGUGUUUAAUUAACCCUGACACACCUAUAGAGAAACAGCAUGCCAUAAACCUACAUUAUAUGAGAGCCAUCAAACGUUUAUCUUUUACUAAGAAAGCAGUGGCACAAACGUAUUAUUAGGCCGUCGUAGGUCGUUGUCAUCUUAGUUGUAUAAUUCAUCAGACUGAUCUGUACUCAUAGUCAUAUAGUGAUAGAGGAGAGAGCUCUUUUUUCCUUUGCUAUAUUAAAGAGAUUAAUUAAUAAAUAUGGUGUGCCAUACAAUUGUUAAAUUAAUCGUGUAUCAAAAUAAAAGCCUCUUAGCUACCUGCAUUACUACAGUAUAACCCAAAAUAAACUACUGAAGCCUUACACAGUUCAAAUGGAUGGAGCGCCUGCAGCAGAUACACGUUUGGGUGCAGGGACGUAGUUAAUCUAGACUGAUUAUCAACAUAUUGUCUCAAUUCUGUACACAGACAUGUACCAUGGUCCUUACAAGGACACAUAGACGUUUUGUUUGUUGUGCACUGAGGUGCCCCUGACUCUACUGCAGAGUUUAACUCCUCCUCUCGGCCAAGUUGCAGCGUUUGUCUCUCUCUGUCACACUCGCAGGAAGUUACACUCGUGCUAAAAGCUGCCGGCUCAUUUGAUUCUUUCCUGUAUGUGCACCUUACACAAGAAUAGGGAUUUAUUUUAAAGUAACAUUCUUCAAAAACGAAACGCAAACAUUGGUGAACUCAUUCAUUAUGUCAUUACGUGAGAUUUGAGUUCUUGCUGAGAUGGGACAUUCACACUGAUUUAAAAUGUAGCUGUUUCGCUCUGUGGUUGGUAGAAAACGAUGUGCGUCGUAUUAGCAGGUAAACAUUAGAGACACAUUAUAAAAUCAACAGGGUUCCUUUUGAAGAGGGAACAAAGAUUUUACCGUUUGUAGCUGCUGACAGGAAACCUCGUUACACAGGGGACUCUGCGGUUUUAUCCCUCGGAGCAGUCCCCUCAUCUCAACAAUGAUUGAAUCUAUUGUGAAUUGAAUUUAGCAGACACAUUGUAUGCUAUGCAUACUUCAUUCAAAUAUAGGGAGACUGUGUCUUGGCAUAAAGAAGGAAAGAGUGAAUUCAUGAGUGUUUGGCAUUUGUUUCAGGGUAGAACAAGGCGAGCCACCGUGUAGAUGCUAAUUGCAUUUUUUUGAUGGGAUGCAGCUUCCCUCUGCUUUCCACAUCUUUGUCUCUCCGAGCAUGAGAGGAAAAGGUGUGUUAUAAUGAGUCACAGCAGCACCAAGCCAUUCUCUGUGGCUCCCUGUGCGCUGACAGCCUCCAUUCAGAACAGAUAGGUUUUCUCUUUUGUUUGUGCACCUCUCUCAUUAGGAGGCUGCCCUUACAGAAGUUCAGAAGCAAUCAUUCAGCCGGGCCAUGAAUGUGAUGCCUUUUAAGUAGUUUGUAGUUUGUUUAUGAGGGGAAACGCCUGAAUUUUCCACUUUAUACUGUAUAUGAACGGAUAAUUAAAUAAAUUACAUACAUCGUUCGAAUAGGAAUAUCAAUUUAGCUCUCAAAAUGUUGGGAUGCACACAUUUCUUGGAGCAAUAUUGGUGGAAUAUUUACAGUUGCCGUGUUCACCGCAGCAUCUCCUGUGUGGGUGAGAAAAGGAAGUCACACUCGGAGUGGUGUGUGAAUCAUUCCACGCUCUCACACAUAACAGUACCAGGUGGAGAAUUAUAAAGCAGCAAAAAUACCACAAGUCAACACACUUUUAAAACACACACACACCACACACACACCACACACACACACACACACACACACACACACACACACACACACACGCAGACUGGCUGCAGUUGCUAAACAAGCUGCCCAAUGUUAAGGGAUCCAGGCUCUGUAUGUUUUGCCCUCUGGAUUUUAUGUGUGUGUCGUUCCCUGCUCGUCCAUAGUGCAAUCACGACUGAGAAGUCCGUCAGUAAGAGAAUCUGGAAUUGCUAAAAGAAAAACUGAACUUACACUCAGAUAUUUUGGCUGUUGAAUAGCAAACAUCAAAGUGCCAGACCAUGAAGGAAUCAUGUGUUCGCCCUGCAGUAACCCAGCGCCAGUCCAGUCCAAUCUGCCGUGGCUAAUGGGUGGUCUUCUGUGGGUUGUCAGUAAAAUUACAAGUUACAGUUUUGUACAGAGAAAAACAAAGUGCUGCUGCUCGUGAGGAUCCUAAUGUAGAGGAGAAGAGUGGUUUGUUCCCUCCAAAGCAAAUCUGCCUUCCUAUAUAUAUCUAUAUAUACAGUAUAUAUACAUGUAUUAAGACUCACUUGUCUGUGUUCAGUAUUGAUAAGCUGUGUACUGCUAUGUUCUACCAGUGUACUGACUGUAUUCUUGUGUAAUCCAAUGUUGUUGAUCAUUUUGCAUUUUGUCUGCCACUGUGCUACUGUUAGUUGUUUCAGAUUUCAAGUCUUGACCUAAAUGUUUAUUUUUUAAGCAGGGGUGGGGGGUUAGUUUUUUAUUGAAAGAUAAUGAUUUUACACUGGACUCUGCUGAAGACUAUGGUUGAACUGAAAAAAAAAAAAACUGCAUAGAUAAGGAAGCCGGCUGUGAAAUCCUGAUCCAAAGCCAUAAGGAGUUGGAAGAGAACGCAUGGGGCUUUAUAGAAAGGUGACGUAGGGAGUUAUAGGUGGGGAAGUGAGUUCUCCAUCAGAUACUUCAUGACGAUUAAAGCAACUACUUUCUAUCUGCGAGAAAAGUCAAAGAAUUGAAAAUCAAGUAACAAGUCAGGGAUUUUAAUUAACAUUUAAAAUGACAGAUCAGAGGGUAAAUAAAUCUCAGGAAUAUCCCAGUUUAAAGUUCUAAUGUAAUAUGAUGUGAAAACAUCCUUUCAAAGGUUUUCACAUUUGCAGCAACACUAAGACAAAAUGUUUUAUUUUUAGAGCAGAUCACAUGCCCUUUGCUAUUUGUAGCAACGGCACUUAAACCGUUCCUUGAAAUCAUCAGUCCUGAAGAAGGGAGCGGCCUCUCCCUGCCCGACACACUUCUAUCUCCAUUCAUCGCACUAUUUAGUAGCAAUUACUGUAACAUCCUUGAGAUGGUGGAGCUAAAAGCUCUCUGCUUCUACAAUGUGAUACUUUGAGUGUCUGCGGGACAAGAAUGGAGCUUUUAACAGCCUUAUCAGCCUUUAGAGUUUAUUGACCACUGCUUCAAACACGAGUUGGUCACUGCCAUAAAAUCUUGAUAGGUCUUUGCAGCUAAUGGAAUGGCUUUGCAUGGUAAGGGCGUCUCUGACUGCAGGAUAGGCGCAACCUAGUAGGAAUUUAAGAAUGCUGAUAUGUCAUUUGACUCUAAUAAAAGAUCAAAAGUGAAA